Molecule: messenger RNA, 4869 nt
Organism: Anopheles marshallii
Lineage: Eukaryota; Metazoa; Arthropoda; Insecta; Diptera; Culicidae
Product: zinc finger matrin-type protein CG9776-like
Exons: 7
Coding region: 1-4869 (1622 amino acids)
Biological process (GO): negative regulation of DNA-templated transcription; positive regulation of DNA-templated transcription
Cellular component (GO): nucleoplasm
Molecular function (GO): zinc ion binding; nucleic acid binding
Source: RefSeq, a predicted model, not a curated record
AUGGAGAAAAUAGACGACGAUAAAUGCCGCAGAUCACCGGCGGAGAAAAGUUCCAAAAAGAAAAGUGACCGCAAGUCUCGUUCUCGUACACGGAGCCGUAGCGCUAGCCGUACGGACAAGCGGCGCAGCCAUUCGAGAAGCCCAAAUUAUCGCCGGCGACACGGUGGUAGUUCUUCUAACAGAAAGCGUUCACGCAGUCCGCCCAUGUAUCGCCCCAGACGCAGAUCACACGACCGUGGUCCACCGAUGCGCCGACAUGGGCAUGGACGACGCCGUAGCCGUUCGCCCGGUAUGGGUGCGAGAGGCGUCGUUGAUAGUGGCGGAAUGCAGAUGGGCAUGAUGGUUGGCAAUCAAGGGGGUGGUUCAUACAUGAUGCCCGGAACGAUGUAUGACCCAUCCUUCUAUGGUGCAUACGGCAAUAAUGGUGGCUACAUGGGUGGAUACAGUGCGUAUGAUUACGGCAUGGUUUCCGGCGGGUACGACACUGGAUCGAUGAUGGAUCCGUCGCAGGCAAUGAUGAUGGGGACAGGCGUACCAUCUGAGUGGGAUCAUGCACCGAUGCAGCAACCGGUUGUCCAGGAAACGGAAGAGGACAAACGCAAACGCGAAGCGGCGGUCACGUUAGAGCUGCUGAAUCAGCGUGCAGCAAUGAAAAAACAACGCGACGAUUACAAACAGCGUGCUGGUGCACUGAAGCGUGAACUGAAAACGCUGAAAGAACAACGGUCAGAUCUCUGCUCCGGACGUGAACCACCUUCACCGACAACGAACGUUUUUAUCAAUGAAAAUGACAAACUGCAGUCUCAAAUACAGGACAAACUCAAAACGAUCGAAAACGUUAUCGACAUGCUGGACUGUAUCAUAACUAAAGACAGGACACCGUCACCACCGCCUGGCAUGCUGUUACCCGGUACAAUUCCACCGCUACUUACCAUUCCGGACGCGACAUCACCCACUGCUGGUACCCGCGAAAGUGAUGGUGGCGAUGCAAACCGUCGCACAUACCGCAACCCAUCACGUUCACCCCGUGCUGAUGGUGCUGGUAACACGCAUGAUGGUACGAGAUCGGAGUCACCGUCUCCGGAACGGCUUAAGAAUGAAGUUCUGGAGAGUAUGCGUGGAAAACGUAAAGCCUCAGAUCAGAAGACAGCUGACCACGUCGAAGUCAAAACGAAAAAAUCCCCGUACAACUACGUACAUUAUGAUUCAGAACUGCACUGGUGCUCUAGCUGCAACGUGUUCCCGAAAACAGCCCGGGAGUAUUUGGCACAUUUGCACUCGGAGCAGCACCAAACCCGGACGAUCAUUGACGAAGGCUCGACCGAAGAGCAAAAGCUGAAGAUAGCGCCAUGGCGCGCACAGCUGGACACGAACGAUAAUAUGCUUAAUGCAGAGGCCCCGACCAAAAGGGUACCGAUACGUGGUUUAGAAUUUUUCAUUCCAGCUACGGCCUGGUUCUGCAAGCUGUGCAACUAUUGGAUGGGAGAUCUUCAUUGUGCAUCGUGGCACUUAAAAUCACAAAGCCAUGCUGAUACGUACAGCAUAUAUGUCAAUGGUCAUAAAAACUAUGAGAUGGAUUGGAUGGCGGAUCGACAAACAGCAUUCGAAGAGUACGGAGAAGCGAAUCAAGGAGGUGAUGGAGACAUUCCUGCUCCACCGCCACCACCCACUGCGGAAGAGCUUCGGCUUGCUGCUUCUGGUGCACAAACGAACAAACUGCUCGAUGGUUCCUCAUCUUUCCACAUUCUACCAAAAAGCUCUAACCAAGAUCGCAAUGCAUCGUCCCCGGCGGUCGACGGCAACCGGUCAUCCGUGACCAAGGCUGAGCAGCAAGGGUCUGCCUCAAGCACUUCUAAAAGGGCCAAGAAGAAGAAAUCUCGCAAGGAAGAACGGAAGGAAAAGAAGAAAAAGAAACGAACAAAGAAAAGGAAGCGUGCAGCUGCUUCGUCCAGUUCCUCCUCGUCGUCGAGCAGCAGUUCGGAUUCGUCGGAUUCGGACUCCGAGUCAGGUUCGGAUAAAGGCAGCAAGGGAAGUACGAAGGAUGAAAAUCCAAUCCAGGCAGCCAUGCGUAAUAUUUUGAACUCAAAAGAGAUGAACGCCAGAGAGGUAGCUGCCGCCGUUGCUGCAGUUGCUGCCGCAGCGGCUAAACCUAAUGAUGACGGUGCGGGCCAUGGUAGUGGAGCAAAGGGAGACCAAAAUUUGGGCAAGUGGACCAUUGUACAUCCGGCACAGGAAAGAAAACUGACCUCAUCCAAAGGAUUAUCUUCUGCCCCAUCGGCACCUCCGCCACCUGCAACGAAUUUUCCGCAAGUAGCUUCCAACCCCUCUAGCUUGGACGUGGACGAUAAGAAGCGCAGUGGCCGCGACGAGGAACGAGAACGAGACCGCGAUCGGGAUCGCGACAGAGAUAGACGUAGUGUCGACCGUCGCGAUCGCUGGGAUCGACGAGAUAGUCCGGACCGUUACGGUGGACGUGACCGUGACCGGGGUAGAAGAUAUGAUUACCGCGACUAUCGCGAUCGCCGCGAUCGACGACGUAGUCGUUCAAGGGGGCGUAGAAGCCGCAGUGGAAGCGGUGCGGGACGUCGAUUCCGUCGACGAUCGUACUCUCGCUCGCGUACACCGCGUUCUCGAUCGCGCAGCCGAUCCCGAUCAAGCCGUGGAAGCCAUCGAGUGAUCGAAAAACCUGUUGUAAAUUUUCCUCCGCAACCGAAACCGGCUAAAAUGGACAAGAAGAGUUCGAAAGCACAAGGAAAGGCAUUUGGCCGUUCCGAUGACGGGGGUUCGUCUAGCAAGAAGAUCAAAUCUUCAUCUAGCGGGUCUAUCAAAGAUAACAUUGCUGAGAAAGGAAUACCGAAGAAGCUUCCAUUCAUUGGUCGCAUGCCUGUAUUUAAAAAGCAGCAAGCCGAAAAUGCUAAGAAGGAAGAAGCGGCAGCGGCAGCAGCUGCAGCAACUCCGAAUGCUGAAGAAAGCAAUGAUGCUGUUGUGGAGCAACAUGGUGAGUUGGCUACUUCAGACGUGAACAAUUCAACAAGUGGCCCUAUAGUCGCUGCAGGCGAUGUUAAUGAAACUACUACCGCGACAGCUUUGAUGAUGAUGCCGGUUCAAGAAGGUGUAUACGAUUCCCAAAUAGCACAAGAUACAGAUGCUUACCAGUACGCCGAACUUCAAAUGGGAGAAACAGUAACACCGCAAGACAUGGAUGUGGCCAGUGUGGAAGAGCAGAUGGGAGAAGAUAAUAUGAUGAGUCAGGAGGAGAUCAUUUCCGAGCCACCUCUGGCCAACACCGAACAAGAUCCUGACGCAUACGUCACAGCAGAUGGACAAGUUCCACUACCGAAAGAUUUUCAGGAAGCACUUGACAUCAUUUAUGAUGGUGGCGAUAAACCGAAGCGCGCUGAUGUGAUUGCGAAGGAAGCAGCCGCAGCAGCUGCAGCUGCUGCAGCCGCCGCUAAACCCCCAGAAAUAGUGCCUAAUCCGCACGAACAGGGAUCUAUGAUGCCGGGCAUGGGCGUACCCAUGAUGAUGGACCAUGACCAACCGCACAUGAUCGUCCCGGAAGCGAUCGAUAUGUAUAAUCAGCAGUACGCACUAGAAUAUGGUAUGCAUUCAGCAGCGUACAUGGCAGCAACCGGUGCCAUGAUGACCAUGGGCCAUGGUGUUGUACCGGCGGAGAUGCAUUAUGUGGAGGAUGAAUCGCAGAAUCAACCGCUAGACAAUAUGAUGUACGGUGCAAUGCAUUCCGCCACGGACGCCGCGGCAAUAAUGCACCAUCACCAACAAAUGGUGGCUGCUGGUGCACUUGACCCGAAUGCUGCUGCCUAUGCCAUGGCAAUGGUUGCCGGUGGUGGAUAUACGCCAGAAAUGAUGGCCAUGCAUCAUCAAGCGGCUGUGGGAGUUACAGAUGGUAAUAUAAUGAUGGAGGAACAGGUGGCUUCAGCAAAUGUAUUGGAUGAAGCAUAUCCAUCUGGAAGUACAACGGUUGACACAGAGGAAGCAGCAAACAGGCAAAAAGAAGAAAGCUCGGUUGAAGACAAUUCCGAAGAAAAAAUGGCUAAAUCAUUGGAAAGGAAAAAUACCGCGGCAGUUGACAAUAUUGGCAUCGAAGCUUCAGAUAUGCACAGCAGUGAAGCUAAAGAACCCGUUGAAGCAGAGCAAGUGGUAGAAGAACACCUUUCCAACCCGGAACACGAGCAACAAAUUGUAAAUGAAGAGUCAGUAGAAAGCGAAAAAAAAGUUGUAGCAGAAGUUACUGCUUACCUGGUACACGAGCAGAAUGUUAUGCCCGAGACGUCAGCAGAGUCAGAGCCGGAGCAAACAGUAGAUGCAGCCUUCUCUUACGCAGAACACGAGCAGCCUAUUGAAAACGAAGCAUUAGAAGAUGCAGAACCAGAGCAAACUGUAGAAGAAGGCUACUCUUACACGGAACACGCGCUGCAUGGUGGUGGUGUCGACGAAGCAUCCGAAGAGGCAGAACCUGAGCAAGUAGUGGGGGAAGUCUACUCCUACACGGAACACGAGCAGCAUGUUACAGUAGACGUACGGGGGUCGGACAAUGACGAAGAUGAGUGUAUCGAAAUGCCGAUGGGAGCACACUAUGUUGAAGACUCGAUGCAAUCGAAUGAAAACCAAGAUCAGCCUAGAUCGGUCGAAACUUGUGAAGAAGAAGUACUGUCGUCAAAUGAGGCCUACGGACAGGAAGCUACAUCAGAAGAAGACGAUGUCGAGCAGGUGCUACCCUCGGAGGAAUAUUACGAACAACCCGAACAAAUGCAGUCUACUCAAUCUAUACUGGACAGCAUGAUGGCCGCUGCUAUGUGCAACUACAUUGAGGAAGAAGUUGCCGAGGAACAUUCGCAGGAUUCUUAA